Molecule: messenger RNA, 1725 nt
Organism: Chrysoperla carnea
Lineage: Eukaryota; Metazoa; Arthropoda; Insecta; Neuroptera; Chrysopidae
Product: visual system homeobox 1-like
Exons: 7
Coding region: 1-1725 (574 amino acids)
Biological process (GO): regulation of transcription by RNA polymerase II
Cellular component (GO): nucleus
Molecular function (GO): sequence-specific double-stranded DNA binding; DNA-binding transcription factor activity, RNA polymerase II-specific
Source: RefSeq, a predicted model, not a curated record
AUGACCCAUCAACGUUCACCGUUUGCUAUACAAGAAUUAUUGGGUUUAGGUCCAACGUCGAAUAGCACGGGUGAAAAUAAUAAUUCACCGACGGGAAAUACAUCACAACAUCGAAGUCCAACGGCGGGUGUUUCUGCGGUUACACCGGGUAGUGGACAUUGUGGUUCUGGUAGUGCAAAUUCAAGUACAAAUAAUGAUGGCUCAUCAACAUCGGCCGCAAACAGUCCUAGUGGUAUUAACACAUCAUCAGCGGCAACAACAUUUAGCCAUCAACCACCAUCCGCUGAUACAGUGGCCGCAUUUAGUCAUCAUCAUAUGGCCAGUAUGGCUGCAUCACGUAUGGCAUAUUUUAAUGCACAAGCGGCCGUCGCUGCAGCAUUCUUACCACAUAUGCAUCAAGCUGGUUUACAUCAUCAUCAAGCAGCGGCUGCUGCGGCAGUUGCUGCCGGACAACCUCCCCCAGGUGCGACUGGUUUUUCACAACUGAAAAAUGCAUUCAGUUCGGCGAGUGGACCAGGUUCGUGCCUAACUGGUGUAAAUCAAUUAGAUUCAGGGAAAGAUUUUACGGUUGAUGGUCUUGGUUUUAGUAAAAAGAAGAAAAAAAAAAGACGCCAUAGGACGAUAUUCACCUCAUAUCAAUUGGAGGAAUUGGAGAAGGCGUUUAAAGAUGCACACUAUCCAGAUGUAUAUGCACGUGAAAUGUUAUCAUUGAAAACAGAUUUACCCGAAGAUCGAAUUCAAGUAUGGUUUCAAAAUCGACGUGCAAAAUGGCGUAAGACUGAAAAAUGUUGGGGACGUAGUACAAUAAUGGCUGAAUAUGGUUUAUAUGGUGCAAUGGUACGACAUUCAUUACCAUUACCGGAAACAAUAUUGAAGAGUGCAAAAGAAAAUGAAAGCGUCGCCCCAUGGCUUUUAGGAAUGCAUAGAAAAUCGUUAGAAGCUGCUGAACAUUUAAAAGAUGAUACAUGUAGCAGUGAUCACGAUGAAACACGAACCGAUACGAACAGCGAAAAAAGUGAUAAACAACAAUCAUCCAGAUCGAAUAAUCCACACCAACAAAACAGCACACCAUCAAAUCAAUCAUCACAUCCAUCCCAACCAAAACAACAAAACAAACAUGGCGGCAAUAAUGUUGGAGGUGGUGGGAAUCCAAAUCAAAGUCCAAAUCAUUCACCACACCAUCCAAACGAUCCAAACGGUAGUUAUGGACCGAAUACAACAUCAUCUAGCGGCAAUACGUAUAAUUUACAUUCCAACGACGAUCCAGAAGUUUUUAGGAAUAAUUCAAUUGCAUGUUUACGUGCUAAAGCGCAAGAACAUCAAGCUAAACUUUUAAAUCAUGGCUUGCUGUUGCAAGUGCGUUCGUUAGCGAAUAUGGUAAAUCAUUAUGGUGAUGCAAAUGCAAAUUACCAUCAUAAUUUUGGAACACCGGGUCAUCAUCAUCCGAUGGAUUUACAACAGUUACAUCAUCACCAUCAACAACAGUCACCAUCGACAGCAACAAAUGCGACAAAUUCAGGUACUAACGAUAAUGGAGGUCGAGCAUCGUCGACAAGUAGUACUACGUCAACUUUAGGGGGUGGCAUCACUGGUGGGCCACCAUCUGGCUCAUCGUCAGCAGGAUCUAGUUCAGAGCAUGAGCUAUCAUCCUCAUCGGCGGCAAAUAUGUUCUGUCAACAAGCUCAAAUGAUUGCGGCUGCAGCGAUUAAAGGUGAGACUUUAUAG